AUGAUUUCAAUUCUUUUUCCAUAUAUUAUAAAACCAGCAAAUGAAGUAUUACCAGUUGUUCAAAGAUGGUUUACUGAUUAUAAUAACAACAAUCCAAUCAAACGAUUGGCAGCACUCUUACUUGCAGAAGUAAAGCAUAUUUUUGAGCCAGCAGUUGAUACAGUUAUAGAUUUAUUAAAAAGUGAUAAUGAUCAAAUAAGAUAUAGAGCUCAACGAAUUUUUCAACAUCCAGAAAGAGAUGUCAGUGAACCUAGUAAGAGAAUAUCUGUCAUUGGUGAAAAAACCUUAAGAAAAAUUCUUCACGAUGCAUGGAUUAAAGAGUCUCUUCCAAGUGUUCGUACCUAUCUUGGUACUUUUUUCUUUGACGUACUAUGGGAUGAUCCCACAGUUUUUCGAAACUUAUAUGAAAGUGUUGAGCAAUCAAGACAGAUAAACUCUGUUGGUAGAAGAAGAUUUUUUUGUGAUAAGAUCCAAUUUAUAAACGAUCAUACUUGGCACUCUAUAAUGCGAUCAUUAGAGUUAUCAUCACAUCCGCGGUAUGUAGAAGAACUACUUCAUUCAACGAUGCGUUUAACCACACGUUCUCAAAUUAAACAAAAUGAUUGGAUGGACUUCGCAAGAGUUUUAUCAGUUACAGAUACGAAUCAAUUUGAGGAAAAGUUAUAUUUUUUACGUACAGAUGUGGAAAAUAUACAAUUUAUUCUUGAUGAAAUUUGUACUUCAAUACAUGUUAUUGAUGAAACAUAUUUUGAAAAUCUUGAAUCAAAAUUAAUCAGUCAAACAACCAUCAAAGUUGAAGAACUUUCACGAUGUACUUAUGACGAAAUCAAGCAUAUAGGUCGUUGUAAUUUUACUGUUUCAAUUGAUUUGAAUAAAACAAUACUAAAUAUGUUAAAUAAUACUUCAAUAAAUAUUGUUGUAAUGGAAAAUUUAAUUAAAUGGUUAUUACAAAAAAUGGCUAGUUUUAAUGGUAUUAAUGAUACUUCGUUCUCAUUGAUCUUAUGUGAAAAUCUAUUGUCAUUGGUGUCUGCUUGUGCUCAAAAAGAAGACUAUUUGUAUCGAAAAACAACGAACUCUCAAAACUUCAAUAAGACUCAAAUGAUUAAACUUUUAGAAAAAAUGCUUAAUAAUCAUCCGUUUUUUCCAGCAAGAGGCAACGCUUUUAUAUUACUUUCAGUACUGGACCAAUCUGAUAAUAAAGUAAUUGUAAAUGCCAUGAACACAUUAUUUGAUGAAAAUCUUGUGAAACAAUAUUCUGUGAUUGGAAUUCCUCUAAUACAUUUAUCAGCAGAUGAAUAUAUUAAUGAUUUAUUGGAAUCAUUAAAAAACGAAAGUGCCAUAAAAGCUUAUGAAAUACUCAAAAUUUUAACAGAAUUUACUUUACAUGAAAACGUAAAUACAAGCAAUAAAUCAAAAAUUAUAAAUUAUUUAGCAAAAGAAAUAGGACAAUUAAAAUCGAAAAAGCCUAUUAAUUAUUACUAUACAGAUAUUAAAAUUCCUUUUACAACAACUUUGGAAAAUGAAUUAUAUAAAGCAUGGAUUAAAAUACAAGGCCUCUCUGGCAAAACACAAUAUUCUAUUAAGAUUGAAGAAUGA
Messenger RNA from Rotaria sp. Silwood2, 1596 nucleotides. The record is from the annotation of a GenBank genome assembly. NCBI's taxonomy places the organism in Eukaryota, Metazoa, Rotifera, Eurotatoria, Philodinida, Philodinidae.